Gymnogyps californianus (California condor) is the source of this 1369-nucleotide messenger RNA. Its product is annotated as gap junction gamma-1 protein-like. The transcript has 3 exons. Gene Ontology annotation, biological process: cell communication. The record is from RefSeq and is a predicted model, not a curated record. Gene Ontology annotation, cellular component: connexin complex. The coding region runs from base 70 to 1254 and encodes 394 amino acids. NCBI's taxonomy places the organism in Eukaryota, Metazoa, Chordata, Aves, Accipitriformes, Cathartidae.
CUUUGUCCGCCGCUGCCGGCGGGAGCCGCUCGUCCCGGCGCGCCGGUUUGAGGCAAUUGUCUGGCCAGGAUGAGCUGGAGUUUCCUGACGCGGCUCCUGGAGGAGAUCAACAACCACUCGACGUUCGUGGGCAAGAUCUGGCUGACCGUCCUCAUCGUCUUCCGCAUCGUGCUGACAGCCGUGGGGGGCGAGUCCAUCUACUACGACGAGCAGAGCAAGUUUGUCUGCAACACGCAGCAGCCGGGCUGCGAGAACGUCUGCUACGACGCCUUCGCCCCGCUCUCUCAUGUCCGCUUCUGGAUCUUCCAGAUCAUCAUGGUGGCCACGCCAUCAGUGCUCUACCUGGGCUUCGCCAUGCACCGCAUCGCCCGCAUGCCUGAGUCCUCACGGCGCCGGGCACCAGCAGCCCAGCGGGCCCGCAUGCCGGUGGUGCGCCGGGGAGCCGGGCGGGACUAUGAGGAGGCAGAAGAUGAUAACGAAGAAGACCCCAUGAUCUUUGAGGAGAUUGAGGUGGAGAAGGAGAAAAGCCCGGAGGGCGGAGAGAAGCAUGAUGGCCGGCGCCGCAUCAAGCAGGACGGGCUGAUGCGUGCCUACGUCCUGCACUUGCUGUGCCGCUCGCUGCUGGAGACUGCUUUCCUCUUCGGGCAGUACCUGCUGUACCGCUUCGAGGUGAGCCCCUCCUACGUCUGCAGCCGCAGCCCCUGCCCACACACGGUCGACUGCUUUGUCUCCCGCCCCACUGAGAAGACCAUCUUCCUCCUCAUCAUGUACGCCGUCAGCGGGCUCUGCCUCUUCCUCAACCUCUGCGAGCUCGUGCACCUUGGCGUGGGGCGCAUCCGCGACGCCCUGAGCCAGCCCGACGGCCCCCCCCUCCCAGCUGGCGGCAGCCCCGCGCCGCAGUACCCCAAGAAAGCCCCCGGCGCACCCCCCACCUACCACUCGCUGAAGAAGGAGCCGCCGCGAGCCCCGCUGCCCGACGGCAAGCUGGACUACCGGGAGAGCCUGGCCCAGGCGGCGGGGCGCUUCGCCCUGGCUGGGGCUCCGCCGGCGCACGAGCUGGACCGGCUGCGCGAGCACCUGCGCCUGGCCCAGGAGCACCUGGAGGUGGCCUUCCAUCUCCAGCCCCCGCCGCGGCCCCCCAGCCCUGCCCGCAGCAGCAGCCCCGAGGCCAACGGCAUCGCCGCCGAGCAGAACCGCCUCAAUCUCGCCCACGAGAAGGGGACCGCCACCUGCGACAGGACCACGGGGCUGUGAGCGCCACCAGGGACGACGGCGGUGUCUGCCGGAGCGGCUGCCGCUGCCACCGUGGGGCGGGCAGCCUGCCAGGAGCGUGGGGCGGAGGGGAUCCGCCUGCCUGUCCGGUGGGGCU